Messenger RNA from Hippocampus comes (tiger tail seahorse), 2614 nucleotides. Its product is annotated as hormonally up-regulated neu tumor-associated kinase. Lineage: Eukaryota; Metazoa; Chordata; Actinopteri; Syngnathiformes; Syngnathidae. Gene Ontology annotation, biological process: intracellular signal transduction; protein phosphorylation. Gene Ontology annotation, cellular component: cytoplasm. The coding region runs from base 444 to 2468 and encodes 674 amino acids. Gene Ontology annotation, molecular function: protein serine/threonine kinase activity; ATP binding. The record is from RefSeq and is a predicted model, not a curated record. The transcript is spliced from 12 exons.
ACAGUUGACUGAAAGUGAGUGUAUGUGUGGUUCUAUAAUUGUGUGAAUGAUUGAAUACCGAAAAAAAAAAAGCCUAAAUUUGAGGUGGAAGACAAGCAAAUGACCCUUUUCUGUGCCUGCUCUGCUUUCGUUCAAAGCUCCCCAAACGAUUUUUUUCCCCUGGUGGUUUUGUCCUCACUGAUACGGCCUCGGGCGAGAAAUGUGUUUUUCAUCCAGCGUCUCUUCCUCCCUCUUCCCGGGAUAACGGGGGUCACAGCAUGGAGACCCCCGAUGACUCCACACCUGGAACAACAACGCCCGGAAUAUCCGCUCGGCUUGCACGUGUUUAGCGUGUGUGCGUGCAUGUGUGCGCACUAAUCCUUCUUCAACACCUCUUCAGGCCUUAAACGAGCCCAGGGGUGCAACGGGUGUUCCAACAGUGCUGAUGACCCAAGAGCGACUCCAUGACGAUGCAUCCGGGUCCUUCGUUAGCAGCGACGAACCAGGGGGUGCCGCACCAUGCGGUACGCUUCCCGAUGCCGGACGCCGCAGUGAAGGGGAAGGUGGGCGGCGGGGGUUCAUGCCCGGCCUUGUUGGCGGCCCCGUGCCAGGACCUUUUGAGGAGCUUCCCCCACACCAAGCGGGUUGGUUCUUACCUGGUGGGCAAGAUGAUCAACAAGGGCUCCUUUGCCAAGGUGAUGGUGGGCCUGCACAUCGCCACUGGAGAGAAGGUGGCCAUUAAGGUGAUUAACAAGAAGAAAGCGCACCAGGACCCUUACGUUCAAAAGAACAUGAAGAGAGAGCCUCGCAUCCACCAGAUGAUACGACACCCAAAUGUCGUCCUCCUGCUGGAGACCCUGGAGACGGAGAACAGUUUCUACAUGGUGCUGGAGUUGUGUGCUGGCGGCGACCUGAUGGAGCGGAUCUGCGACAGCAAGCGUCUACCGGAGAAGGAGGUGCGACGAUACGCCCGACAGAUCCUGUCGGCGGUGGCGCACCUCCACCAGCAUGGCGUCGUGCACAGAGAUUUGAAAAUUGAGAACUUCCUCCUCGAUGAGCACAACAACAUCAAGAUCGUUGAUUUCGGCCUGAGCAACACGCUGCUGAGGUCGGAGUCGUUGCCUCCGGAACUGCUCAGCACCCAGUGCGGAAGCCCCGCCUACGCCGCCCCCGAGCUCCUCGCCCACAGGAAGUACGGACCCAAAGUGGACACGUGGUCCGUAGGCGUGAGCGUGUUCGCCAUGCUGACCGGCACACUGCCCUUCACCGUGGAGCCCUUCGACCUCCAAAAUCUGCACCACAAAAUGGUGGCCGGCGACAUCGCACACGUGCCCGGUGACAUCAGCAAAGGUGCGGUGACGUUCGUGCUGUCUCUGCUGGAACCCGACCCUGACAAAAGACCCAGCAUCCGAGCCGCCAUGGAGGGGGGCUGGAUCAACGAAGGCUAUGCCAAGAGGCCGCUGCACACACUGUCGCCCAACAACAGGCUGCGCGUUGAGGACCUGGACCCGUCAGUGCUGGCGUACAUGACUGACACGCUGGGCUACUUGACCUCGGAGGUCACGCGCACGCUCGUCGACAACCGGCCCUCUGCCAUCAUGGCAGCCUACCACUUGCUGCUCGCCAAAAUCAAAAGGAGCCGCCGAUGUGUCAAGAGUGACGCCGUCAAGGAGAAAAAGACGGCGAGCAGACAUCUCAAGGAAAGCAAACAAGUGGCAGAGCAGCGGUGCGGCAGGACCAGACCCCAGCAUCCACCACGACCACAAGAUCAGGGUCAUGAUGAUGAUGAGGAGGAGGGGGACAAGGGAGGGGUGUCUUCCUCCCGCCACAUUUUCAAACCCUCACCGUCACCACAGGCCACUGAGGACGCCGCCAUCUUGAAUAACAGGGACACUCUGCUUCUUCCCGACGUGUUGGGAUCAAAACACCGAGUGGUAUAUCUUUCUCCUCCCAAAACCGCUGAAUCGCACCUGUGUGACUCCGCCCCUUGCCAUGCCGCCUCGCCCGCUGAACCAAUUGAAGACUACGGCGACUCGGUGCCUGUCCAACUGGCGCGGCAGCACAUCGGGACCGCGCAGUCGGACGGCGGCGGGAGUCCCAUGGAGGCCGUCCUGAGGUUUGACACACCACAGAAGAGCGUCGCUUCUCCCAGAAUGCACCUGGAAACCACGCAAAGAGCUCCGCCCAGCAUACUGCCGCGCUUACCCAACCAGAGGUUGAAAGACGGACGAGGUGGGAAGGUUUUGUGGGUCCCGCCAAGCCUGCUUGUGCCCGCUGGACUGCAAUUGAGUGGGUCCAAAACUCCGACUUGCCCCUUGCAAAAAAACACUUUGGCUCCGAAGGGCGGGAAGGCGACGGGAACCAAGAGGAAUUCCGUAGCAAAGUUCCACUCAACUCCGCAGCGACGGAUGACCGAACUCAAUUUGCCGCUGCUCCCCGCCACGCUGCAACGCAAGACGGACAGGAAGCUGCGCAACAUGGACUGCUGACACAUCAAAAAGUGGCCUGCAGAGCCAUAAGGAGAAUUUAAAAACUGCAUGAACAGAAUCUAAAAUAUCAAGACAUUAGAUGAUCAACAAGGGCUCCUUUGCCAAGGUGAUGGUGGGGCCUGCACAUUGCCACUGGAGAGAAGGUC